AUGGCAGAAUCCGACGCAGGCUUUUAUCCUAUCGCCGCCCUUUAUGAAACCCAUCCGCAUGUCCUCACCGACAUAAUGUAUUAUUGCACCCCUACGACGUUUGAUGCAUUCCGUUACACCUGCAAAGCGGUGUAUUCCAUGUCACUCGACCCAGACCUCUUGGAGCACCACUUGAAAAUCAUUGUCAAUCGUCAACACGAAUUGGUCUCUACGCCAAACAGAGCGCCACGGUUCUACUAUGAUGUUAUCUAUAUGGACUCCAAGUUUGAUACUAUUCAAAAUUCUCGCGGAAAUCUCUGGAGAUUGAGGGGUCAGGUGCUUCAGGAGUUCCUGCGGAUGCGGAGUUCUUGGAGAAUUGGAGACUACAAAAAGGUCGUGGUUGAACUGGACGUUCAUCCCGAGGAAGACAAUGAAGUGGGAAAUACUUCUGGAAAUGGACCAUGGUUUGAUGGCACGGUUCAAAUCUUUUCUGGUGCUGUUCGUGGAGAUACUUUUGCUGUAUCGUGGAGCGAUACCAAACAGACCCAUUUACACGCCUAUCUUUUCACCAAUGCCCAGAAAUACGCUAUAUGCAAACUAGAGGGGCCUAUGAAAACGAGUAUUUGUCAUAACUUUUCCGAGAAUAAUACGUACCAAUCUACAACCUUCAAAACAAAAAGUGUCGCGAAACGCCGCCCUCAGGGCCUUUCCCUCAACAUCAAUAAAAAAUUCGAUAUAUUUAUUACCGAAGGUUCCUAUCUGCGCGAUCCACGUGUAAAUACGCAGGACGACUAUCUGGCUCGCCUAUAUGGCACUAUAGAGACGAGGGAAUCGAUAUCAACUUUUCUCCGGGUGGCGUUCGAUGGGAAAUAUGUGGGCCAGAGCGAUGAUGAUGAAGGGCCUGUUGACCUGGCUUACGAAUUAGAUUGGGACCAAAGGAGAAGUUGGAAGGUUCCUGCGACUGACCUCUCAAAUGCACCUAACGUAAUUUUGCCGGGUCAUUGUGACGAAGCAAUGAAUUUAUUUUUGGGGAAAAACGGAAAAUGCGAGUCAAAAGGAUACGCAAUCGGACUCGAUAGCGGACCGCACCAGAAAUGGAAAGUACAUGAACCGAGGAGGCUGAAUGAGGAUGUUUCUAGGUUGGGUGUAUGGAGGGAUGUUUCGGUCGAGUUCGAGCGAGGUCUGGACGGAAAAGAGACGAUUUUGAGGGUUCUGGCAACAGUUUCGAAGAAUCUGAUCAAACCAAACCCCCAGAAAAGGUUUUUGCUUACAAACUCGAAAAUCUUGAACCCUAACGAUUGGACGGAUGUUCAAAUUCCACUAGUAUUGCCCCCAGUUACGAGGGAGGAUCGACAUGGCCAGUUAGUGUUGGCCACUGUGGCCCCGGCCGCAUACUUCAGAAGACUAGGCAUGCGUGAUCCUCAUAUCGCUUGGGCUGAUAAAGGGUUUAUGGACUAUAACUGGGAUACGAAGAAGAACGCCGAAGGCGAAAUUGGACCCGAGCCGAUAUUUAUUCGAACUGGUGCAAUUAUCAACAGCGAGCUCGUGGAUGCCGAAAUUGUGACAAGAGUCGUAGGCUGGACGGACGAUGGGGCAGUUUGGGUGUGGGAUGUCACUGAAAAGCAUAUUCUAGAUGCAGGCGAGCUUUCAAUGGAACAGGACUCUAGCCAAGUGUUAGAAGUUACAGCAAAAAAACUCGGCUAUGUAAAAGAUGUUAAGGGUAUCUUUGUUACGGGAGAUAGACUCGUCCAGAGAAUUACUCUCGUUACAUACGGUAAGGAGCAAAAGGUCCACAGGGUUGGCGAAGAACAUGGUGGAGGGAAUGACUCUGGGAUAUCUUUUUUAAGACAGGAGGAUAUUAUGAGGAAGAUCAAUGAGGCCAAGGCGAAGAAGGCUGCUGGGGAACGGGGAGAAUUUCAAAACGGCCAUGGUGACAGUGACGGAUAUGGAGAAGCGUCUGUAGUGCCACAGUUGGAUGCUACAGAUGACCUCGCUGACGAUACUAGGCGGUGGAGGAUGAUAAAUUAUUGCUAUGGAUACCCAAAAGGAGGUGGCUCUGCUACCUACCGCAUUGACCACUCUGGACAUGUUGAGAAUAUAUAA
Orbilia oligospora ATCC 24927 is the source of this 2082-nucleotide messenger RNA. RefSeq lists its product as uncharacterized. The record is from RefSeq and is a predicted model, not a curated record. The transcript has a single exon. NCBI's taxonomy places the organism in Eukaryota, Fungi, Ascomycota, Orbiliomycetes, Orbiliales, Orbiliaceae. The coding region runs from base 1 to 2082 and encodes 693 amino acids.